CUCUCCCUUAUAAGUUAUAACACAUUUCAUUUCAUUUCCGAAUAACAAGAGUUAAUGGCCCUCGCUUUCACUUCUUCGAUUUCCGCACCAUCUUCCCCCUUCCCAUCAUCACACCCUAACCCUAAACAACUUCCGCAAAUUGGAUCAAUUAGGAUUUCAGAGAGGCCCAAUGGAGCCGCGGUUAAUUUUAAUUUCGCUCAAAGACGGAGCUUCCUAAAGCCCGUUAAUGCCGAAUCGCCACGCAAGGAUUCCCUGGUUCCUCUUGCAGCAACCGUCCUUGCUUCCGAGACAAAAGAGGAAAAUUUUGAACAAAUAGCAACUGAUCUUGAGAAUGCUUCACCUCUUGAAAUCAUGGAUACAGCCCUCGCCAAAUUCGGCAACCACAUAGCCAUUGCCUUCAGUGGUGCUGAAGAUGUUGCUUUGAUUGAGUAUGCACGAUUGACGGGUCGACCCUUUAGGGUUUUCAGUUUGGACACUGGGAGACUGAACCCGGAAACUUAUCAAUUAUUUGAUGCGGUUGAAAAGCAUUAUGGAAUCCACAUCGAGUACAUGUUCCCUGAUGCUGUUGAGGUUCAGGCAUUGGUGAGGAGUAAGGGAUUGUUCUCGUUUUAUGAGGAUGGUCAUCAAGAGUGCUGCAGGGUGAGGAAGGUGAGGCCCUUGAGGAGGGCCCUUAAGGGUCUCAGAGCAUGGAUAACGGGUCAGAGAAAAGACCAGUCACCUGGUACUAGGUCCGAAAUACCGGUUGUUCAGGUUGAUCCUGUUUUUGAGGGAAUGGAUGGUGGAAUUGGCAGUUUGGUGAAGUGGAACCCGGUUGCUAAUGUGAAGGGAAAUGACGUAUGGAACUUCCUUAGGACCAUGAAUGUGCCUGUGAAUUCCUUGCAUUCAAAAGGAUAUGUUUCAAUUGGGUGUGAGCCCUGCACAAGGCCUGUUUUGCCUGGACAACAUGAAAGGGAAGGAAGGUGGUGGUGGGAGGAUGCCAAAGCCAAAGAAUGUGGUCUUCACAAAGGAAAUAUAAAGCAGGGGGAGGAUGCUAAUGCUCACCUUAAUGGAAAUGGGAAUGGGGUAUCCCAAUCUCAGGCUAAUGGUGCUGCCGCAGUGCCUGACAUUUUCAAUAGCCAUAAUGUGGUUAACUUGAGUAGGACUGGAAUUGAGAAUUUGGCAAAAUUGGAGAACCGGAAAGAACCAUGGCUUGUUGUGCUUUAUGCACCAUGGUGCCCCUACUGCCAGGCAAUGGAGGAAUCUUAUGUUGAGUUGGCGGACAAGUUAGAAGGGUCAGGGGUGAAGGUUGGAAAAUUUAGAGCGGAUGGAGAGGAGAAAGAAUUUGCAAAACGUGAAUUGGAAUUGGGAAGCUUCCCCACGAUAUUAUUUUUCCCAAAGCAUUCGUCUCGCCCGAUAAAGUAUCCCUCAGAGAAGAGAGAUGUUGAUUCCUUGAUGGCUUUUGUAAAUGCCUUGAGAUGAGGACUGUCAUGAAAUUUUUUCUUUUUUGGGUUUGCAAUUCAAGUGUGAGCAUACGUACAGGCUCCUUCUUUACACGGUAUACCAUUCAUUCAUUCACAGAUUCUUCCGAUAACUAGUUAGAAGUGAAAAUGGCGGGUUUGAUUCUAGUCUAUACAAAUAAGAUCCUCAGUUUUGAAUAGUUUUACUUUUAGACCAUCUUGCUAUGGUGGUAUUGUGAUAGUCUGUAGGGGAGUAAUUGAUUUUCUUCUUUUCUAGAUGAAUGAUUUAUUUAUGAUUAGACAAUGCUUAUGUGAGUUUUUCCAUUAUGAAUAUAUCGAGAUAUACUUCAUUAAUAGCUA
This is a messenger RNA of Cajanus cajan (pigeon pea), 1796 nucleotides long. RefSeq names its product 5'-adenylylsulfate reductase 3, chloroplastic. The record is from RefSeq and is a predicted model, not a curated record. NCBI's taxonomy places the organism in Eukaryota, Viridiplantae, Streptophyta, Magnoliopsida, Fabales, Fabaceae. Gene Ontology annotation, molecular function: phosphoadenylyl-sulfate reductase (thioredoxin) activity.